Messenger RNA from Durusdinium trenchii, 336 nucleotides. Lineage: Eukaryota; Dinophyceae; Suessiales; Symbiodiniaceae. The record is from the annotation of a GenBank genome assembly.
AUGUCAAGAUGUGAUCUUGUAGAGUUUGAGGAGCAGCUGGCGCAGCUGCACUGGCAGAAGCGAUUCCGCCACAGGCCCCGAAUUUGCCGAUGGUCAGAUGCAUUUGAAAGAUGUGAUUUCCAUCCGGUGAUGGGAAUGAUUGCAGAUGCCAUUGCAGAUGCAAUGAGGGGGUUCUUCAUGCUUGACCGGCAGAUUGGAGACCCGCUGAACCAGCGCUUUUUGCCGAAGCUUAAGCCGGAGAACUUUAUUAAAUCUGGGGAGGUGGACGUCACAGAGUUUAAGGAGGAAGCAGAUGGAACCAUUCAUCGACAGGUUGAGUGGCAAAGAGUCAUUUGA